CGUGCGUGCGCGCGGCGCAACAGCCGACGCCGUGAGGGGCGCAGGGGCGGGCUCGAGCUGAGGGGCUGCUCCUGAGGCGGACGAGGGGCUGGGCUGGCGCGAGUGCCGGGGACAGGCCAGUCUUGAGCGACCAGCGCCACGCAGCGGAGCCGAGUUUCCCGUGUGAACGGGAGCAGGAGCCGUGAGCAGGAGCCGCGCUGAGAAACAGCCAGAGGUGAACAGCCCCGUGCCAGAAUGAGAAGAUAGCCAGAAAUGUGAAGUGACUUGCCCAAGGCCAUAUUUCAGAUUUAUGGACAAAGGUCAUGUUGGAAGCCUGCUGUGUGGUUUUUCUUCUCCUUUUCUGCUGUCAAGUUGCCUCUGCAGAAGUUCACAGAGAAGGACAUUAUGUUGCUGCUGUGUACGAACAUCGACCCAUACUGAGUCCUAACCCAGCAACCCUGACUGAUCGACGCUCUGCAUUAGAGUUGAUGAGCAGAAACCUAUAUAUAUAUGAAGAGCAAGUAACAGCUGCAGCCAAACAGGGGGCACAGAUCAUUGUAUUUCCUGAAGAUGGAAUCCAUGGCUUCAACUUCACUAGAGAGACCAUUUACCCCUAUUUGGAGUUUGUUCCAUGUCCCCAGACUGUGAAAUGGAAUCCAUGCAGAGAGCCACAUCUGUUUAGCGAUACAGAGGUUCUUCAGCGACUGAGCUGCAUGGCACUGAGGAGCAAAAUAUUCCUAGUGGCAAACAUAGGAGCUAAGCAGCCCUGCGAGUAUAAUGAUCCUCUCUGCCCACCUGAUGGGAGAUACCAGUUUAAUACUGAUGUGGUAUUCAAUGCCAAUGGAACUCUGGUAGCCAGAUACCGCAAACAAAACCUGUAUUUUGAAUAUGCUUUCAAUACGCCUCCAGAGGUAGAUCAUGUGCUUUUUGAUACACCUUUUGCUGGCAAGUUUGGCAUGUUCACUUGCUUUGAUAUACUCUUCUAUGAGCCUGCGGUAAGCCUUGUCAAGGAAUACAAUGUGAAGCAGGUUGUGUAUCCAACUGCAUGGAUGAACCAGCUCCCACUCCUGUCUGCGAUAGAAUUUCAACAAGCUUUUGCAACUGCUUUUAAUAUCAAUGUUUUGGCAGCUAAUAUCCACCACCCUACACUGGGUAUGACAGGUAGUGGCAUAUACACACCAUUAAAAUCUUUCAUCUACUAUGACAUGGAAAGUCAUGAUGGCAAACUUAUAGUAGCAGAGAUCUCCGUGAUGACACCAGAGCAUGAACCCCAUCUGGAGAGCAAUGCAAGACCCGGAAAGAGCAUUGAAUACCCCCACAACAAUUUUGCAAGCCUUCACAUAGAUGAUCAGGUUUGCAAUAAGGAGGAACAAAAGGCCCACUGCUGGGUAGCAGAAAAGAAAGACAAAGAAGCCCCUCUAAUAUUUUACAGGGAGAUGAUGUAUGACAAUUUCACUUUGGUUCCUGUAUGGGGAACAAAAGGGGAGCUCCAGGUUUGUGCCAACACCCUCUGUUGUUAUUUAAGUUACCAGAGACCUACUAUAUCAGAUGAGUUGUAUGCUUUGGGUGUCUUUGAUGGGCUUCAUACAGUCCAUGGCACAUACUAUGUUCAGGUUUGUGCCUUAGUGAAGUGUGGUGGCCUCAGCUAUAGCACCUGUGGGCAGGAGGUCACAGAUGCCACUGCUUUGAUAGAUUUUCAGCUGAGGGGAAAUUUUAGUACUUCCUAUAUCUUUCCUCUACUGCUUAUGUCUGGUAUGAAGCUAGACUUCACUGAUCACUUGGGUUGGAAAAACAACUACUAUUUCAUGAGCAAAAGUGGACCAUCCUCUGGUUUAGUGACAGCUGCUUUGUAUGGACGAUGGUAUGAGAGAGACUAGUGUAGAUCUGACCAGAAAUCAAGUGCCAACAUUUUCAAGCUAGGCUCCUAAAAUAAAUGGCCUUUUCAGAGGUGCUGAACACCCGCACCUUUUAGGACUUCAAUUAUGUAUGCUUAGAACAUGACUAUUAUUAGACUUCCAAGUUUGAACAUAUUGACCAAAGUGCUUUAUCCAAUAAUAGAUCAUAAUCUGUGAUUUGUACCUUGCUACCAUUUCAACUACCAACAGCAAUAAGCCCGCAGGAAGAAAGGGUUAUCAGUGUAAAAUGUGACAAAAUGUUUUAUAUUAUGAAAAUAUAGUACUCAGUUGGACUCACCAUGCUCUAUUUUUAUCUUAAAAGGUGACAAAGAGGCAACUAAGUAAUUCUUUGGAUCCCCUUUUUGUGUAUCUUAAAAUUUGAAUAUUCUGUUAUAAAAUAGCUUCCCACCUAGACUUUUGUUUUUGUCAUUAAUAUUGAUCAUUCUACCUCUGAAUUAAAAAACUCCACCACUAUUCCUAUUUUAAACUUUA
Molecule: messenger RNA, 2366 nt
Organism: Mauremys reevesii (Reeves's turtle)
Lineage: Eukaryota; Metazoa; Chordata; Testudines; Geoemydidae
Gene: BTD
Product: biotinidase
Exons: 5
Coding region: 303-1856 (517 amino acids)
Molecular function (GO): hydrolase activity, acting on carbon-nitrogen (but not peptide) bonds, in linear amides
Source: RefSeq, a predicted model, not a curated record